Drosophila obscura is the source of this 1608-nucleotide messenger RNA. RefSeq lists its product as uncharacterized. The transcript is spliced from 3 exons. NCBI's taxonomy places the organism in Eukaryota, Metazoa, Arthropoda, Insecta, Diptera, Drosophilidae. The record is from RefSeq and is a predicted model, not a curated record. The coding region runs from base 39 to 1577 and encodes 512 amino acids.
AACGAUUUUCUCAAAUUGCCCAAACUGUCCAGCCAUCGAUGAGACCAUUGGCGCGAAACAACCUGCUCAAAUCUGUUUUACACGCUCCGUCGAUGAGUCGCGUCAUGGGAUGCAAUGUCAGCAGCGAUACAUGGCCGCAGGAGCAGCCGCACAUGCCCAGCAGCGCUACUGGCAUGGGACUGCUGUACCAGUGCCGCCAGCUGGAGAAGCCUCGGGUGCCGGUGAAUCUGGAGAAAUUUGUCGCCCUGUCCGAUAGCUUUCCCGUUAAGUUUGGGGUCGACACCUGCCGUGUCAGGGAGCAGCCGGUGGGCCGCUUCGCGAACAUCCUGGAGCAGGUGGCCUCCGCCUAUCCCGUUAUACACGAGCGCACCCUGCUGCUAUACAUCAGCUUUCUGGAGCACAAGCUGAAGUUCGGCAACAGCCGGGAGAGGGCCGUAUACCAGGGCAUGUCCCUGGUUGAAUUUGUCCAGCGUUUGCUGAGCAAACGAUGCGUGUGUUUCUUCGGCGGCGGGGACUACUACCGCCUGCUGAACGGCAGCGUUGGGUACGAGGGCUUCGAGUCGGUGGGCACUGCGCUGGAGGUGCCACCGCUGCUGCUGGCCGAUGUGCUCAGCUACGACGAGAUCAAGCUGGCGGCCCUCCUCUAUGUGUCCACGCACUCGGAGUUCAUCAACAACGGACGACGCUCGAAUGCCGGCGAGGUGACGCAGAACAAGGCAAGCAUCGAGAGGGAGGGCGUCAUCAUGGGCCUGAUCGGCGCCCGCUUCGAGCGACCCAAUGUGAUGGAGUACCAGGACAUAAUCAUCUCGCCCACACAGAACAUCGAGGCCAAUGGCUAUGGCUUCCACACCAGCGAGACAGCCACCCGCGCCUCCGACUACCGGCGGCUGUGGUGCGAAUUUUACGAUGAGCCCAGGGACUUUAAGUACACGGAGGCCGCUGUCGAUGGCGAUCGCUUCUUACGUGCGGGCCCCGGCGGCCUCAUCUUCGAUAAUUUGUUCAUGAAGAAGCGCUUCGCCAUCAGCUUUGACACCCUGCUGCUGGAGGCCGAAGCCCGUGGCGUGGCGGCGGGCAAGCCCGCCUACAUCCACGUCGUGGGCAUCGGUCUGGGCGUGUGGAAGAUCAUCGAGAAGCAGGAGGAGCUCUUUCUGGAGGCCUUUGAGGAGCGGCUGCUGGCCCUGGGCGAGCGUCUCAGCCACAUCGGCGUGGUGCACUUCUCCUGGUUCCAUCUGAAGCGAGUGCGCAGCCUGCACGACGGCGCCACCAUGCCGCUGACGGGCAUCCGCAUACGCAUCUCCAGCCGCAAUCCGGCCGACAAGCUGGACGAGGAUAUGCUGCCGGUGGUGACCUAUGCCUGGAAUGGCAAUGCCCUGCCCGGCAAUGACUUUUGGGAUGGUGCUUUGCUCAGCACUAGCGAUCCGGCGGCUGCCUGUUCCACACUCAUCGCGGAGCUGCAGAAUCCCCACAUCAAUGUGGACUACAUGAGCGGCCAAAAUCUGCACAUUGCCUCGAUUGAGCACGGCCUGCUGCACAUUGGGGAGUACGCCCUGCGCGUGACCGGCACUACGGAUGUAUAGAGCGCGGAUAUACAUAUACUCCCCCCAAAUA